Messenger RNA from Rana temporaria (common frog), 2649 nucleotides. Its product is annotated as mitochondrial uncoupling protein 2-like. NCBI's taxonomy places the organism in Eukaryota, Metazoa, Chordata, Amphibia, Anura, Ranidae. Bases 333 to 1259 code for a protein of 308 amino acids. The transcript is spliced from 8 exons. The record is from RefSeq and is a predicted model, not a curated record. Gene Ontology annotation, molecular function: oxidative phosphorylation uncoupler activity. Gene Ontology annotation, biological process: adaptive thermogenesis; mitochondrial transport; response to cold. Gene Ontology annotation, cellular component: mitochondrial membrane.
CCCCCCUGGUCACAGCUUACUCACCCUCCCAGAGUAUCUCCCAUUCUGUAACAUCUGAUUCCCUUCAUCUUCCUAAAGGAUAAGUAUGUUUCUACAAAAUCUUUCUCACCACUUUUCUAUGGAAAACAACGGGUAUCCUUCACCCACUGCUUGUGGCAAAUCUGACGGUCGGGACGCCUUUAGAGAAGCCUGAUCUCCAGAACCAUCGCCACUCCAGCUGGAAGACGUAAGACUCCAGCGGCAGAGUUCGUUUGUCUUGUCUAUCACUACAACAAUUCCCCGGACACUCCAGUCCUUUUUGGGUUUAUACAUCAAGAGUAUAACACUUCAAAAUGGUUGGCUUCAAACCCUCAGAUGUUCCACCCACCGCGGCUGUGAAGUUCGUUGGUGCCGGCACAGCAGCUUGUAUAGCUGACUUGUUCACCUUCCCUCUGGACACCGCCAAAGUCAGAUUGCAGAUUCAAGGAGAAAGCAAGACCUCUUUCAACUUGAAGACUGCUCAGUACAAGGGAGUCUUUGGGACCAUUUCCACCAUGGUCAAGACAGAAGGGCCCAGAAGCCUGUACAACGGGCUGGUGGCGGGUCUCCAGCGACAGAUGAGCUUUGCAUCCGUCCGUAUUGGACUUUAUGAUUCUGUCAAGCAAUUCUACACCAAGGGAUCAGAACAUGCCGGAAUUGGGAGCAGGCUUCUUGCUGGCUGUACCACUGGAGCCAUGGCGGUUGCAAUUGCCCAGCCCACAGAUGUGGUCAAAGUGAGAUUCCAGGCUCAGGCCAACGUUUCCAGUGCUAAGAGGUACAAGGGAACAAUGGAAGCCUACAAGACCAUCGCUAAGGAAGAAGGCAUGCGCGGCCUCUGGAAAGGUACCGCCCCAAACAUCACCCGUAAUGCUCUUGUGAACUGUACCGAGUUGGUCACCUAUGACCUCAUCAAAGAUGCCCUCCUUUCGUACAAACUUAUGAGUGACAACCUCCCAUGUCACGUCACUUCUGCGUUUGGAGCUGGCUUCUGCACCACGGUGAUCGCCUCCCCCGUCGAUGUAGUGAAGACAAGAUACAUGAACUCUGCCAAGGGGCAGUAUCGGAGUGCUCUUAACUGUGCCUUCACCAUGUUCCAGAAGGAAGGACCAUUGGCUUUCUACAAGGGAUUCAUGCCAUCUUUCCUGAGGCUGGGAUCCUGGAACAUCGUCAUGUUCGUCACAUAUGAACAGCUGAAGAGAGCCAUGAUGUCUGCUCGUGUCUCCUGGGAGGCUCCUUUCUGAACAUGAUGGCACACUUCCCCCCCUCCCCACCUUUUUUAAAAAUUUUAGGUGUCUAUACCUCUUGUGUUUAUACUUUUAUCUUUCCAAUCCCCACGUUUCCUCUGUCCAAUCCCCACGUUUCCUUUCUAGAGAAGUGACCACUUUUUAAAAAUGUUGUAUGGGAUAAUUUAGCAUCCAAUAGUAGAUAGCAUUUAACACCAGAUUCUUCCAGCAGCUGGUGUGCCAGAUGUCGUCUUCUAUGGAUUAGACUUCCUUUUUGUUAAAGCUCUUGUUUAAAGUUGCAACACUUUAUUUUAAAGAAAUCCUUUUAGUAUGGCUGUUAACGAGACGCCGUUCAAGCUUUUCACAGCUAUGAGCUAUUGGUUGCUAGUAAAGCCCAAUGCCAGCCAAAACGUUGGUUUUUGAAUAGUGAGUAAGGAUUAAAACCCCCUAUAACUGCUGUAUAUGGCCCUGUUCGGGGGGAAUCCUUAAAUCCUGUCCAUUGCAUCGGCCAGACCAGUUGAGGUAGAUGCAAAUUAAACCUUAUUUCUAAUGGUGGGAACCUUUGGGUUUUUCUGGCGGAUUCCCCUUCCUGUUGAGGAACAUUUCCUCUGGGAUACCUUUUUAAUAGAGGUUGUAACCCUUCCUAAUGCUAUCAAAAGACCACCUUUGUCUUGCAUUGUGCUCCUGCUUUCAAGUCUGCUUGUCCCACCUUAAGAUUGUCACCUUGGCCAUACAGCAGCCACCUUGUUUCAAACAUCUAUUGAGAAGACCCAACAGUCUACAGGUCCAAACUGUAGUCAUUUGCAGACUAAAGAUCUACUCAAAGGCAUUGUCUCUCAAAUACAAAAUUGUAGCUCUUGUACGGCUUGCUAAGAUUUUAAUGUUGCCAAUGUAAUUUUAAACAUUCAGUUUACUGUGGUGUAGAAGUUGGCCUUUUCUAAUAAAAAAAAAAAAAACGAAAAAGAUAAAAAUAUGAAUAAAAAAAGUAAAAACUGUAACCACUGCAAACCCGGAAUAAGUACGCCCUGUGUGGGUGACGUCUGUAAAUCACUUUGCAGUACAAAUGGCUUUCAACGUGCCAACUUGGCAUAUCUGUUUCCACUUUGGGUUUUUUUUCUGUGAUUUUUCUAUUUCUGCAAGUCACAUGAUCGGUAUAAACCAAUUUCUGCUUUUUCAUGGUUCGUGUACUGAUUUCACAUUCCUGAAACUGCCGAGUCAGACUUGAGUCAUCUUCCUCAUGUGGGCUGAGAACCGCAAGGGGGACGUGACGCAAGUCUCUCUGUAAAGUGAAUUCAAUUCUAUUAACUUUCUGACUGACCAAAUGACUUGGUGUAACUUUUUUAAUGUUCUGUACUAUGUUCUUUUGUAUGGAAGACUGCAUGAUUUUCAAUAAAGUCCGGAGACCGUG